Molecule: messenger RNA, 4056 nt
Organism: Lineus longissimus
Lineage: Eukaryota; Metazoa; Nemertea; Pilidiophora; Heteronemertea; Lineidae
Product: nuclear distribution protein nudE homolog 1-like
Exons: 11
Coding region: 589-1701 (370 amino acids)
Biological process (GO): vesicle transport along microtubule; mitotic centrosome separation; chromosome segregation
Cellular component (GO): centrosome; kinetochore; kinesin complex
Molecular function (GO): microtubule binding
Source: RefSeq, a predicted model, not a curated record
UCAAAUUUGUUCAAUAUUUGAUGAAAUUUUGGUCGUGAUAAAAUCGAUAUCGUACAGUAAAGGCUUAUCAUUUGACAUCGACAGUUGUGAAGUUGAUAAGAUACAUAACCCGUGCGUCAUGACGGCUGAUAUCAAACGUGACAUUUGACAUAGAUCGUCGUCUUUCAGGAAUUUUCAAGUGUUCUAUUUUUCGUCGGUUGGUGUACAACUUUACGUACAUCAUUACACUGUGUACAUCAAUGUACAGUGGAGUGAAAAGUGACAGUCACAGUGGCCCUGGCUUCAUAUGUUGGUAGUUUGGAAGCCUUACAUUGCAGUAGAUUGUUUUAAUAGGAAUUCAGUCUUCUUUCAAAUGUUAUUUUCAAAAUCAUUGGUGUCUGUGAAACAGUGGGUAACUUGACAUAUUUAUUUGUGAAAUAGUGAAUUUGAUAAUUGAUGACCAGCCUGGUGAAGUAGGCUAGCUGAACUCGAGCCAUUCUGUCUGUGGACUGUGACAUUUGUCUUUGAAGACAGACGUUCUUUUUUUUCUGUUGAUAUCAUUCAGUGUGUUGUUUAUUUGACUCAAAAUUGUAUCGUGUAACAAUCAUCAUGGAUUCUGAAUUGGAUACCGAUAAGCAAUUUGCAAGCAAGGAGGACGAGAUAAAGUAUUGGAAGAAACUCGCCAUUGAAUACAAAUCAAGUUUGGAUGAAGCUCGAGAAGAACUGGAUGAGUUUCAACUUAGCAGUCGAGAAUUGGAGGCAGAGUUAGAAACACAACUGGAACAGUUGGAAAAACAGAAAAGUGAUUAUCAAUCUGCCAAUGCUAGGCUGCAGAUGGAAGUAGAAUCUCUAAGGGAAAAGUUAGAAAUCCAAUCAGAAACGACCCAUAGACAAACAGCAGAGUUACAAGACAAUUUAGCACAGGUCAGCGCAUUUAAGGAUGAAUUACAGAGAUAUAUCAGGGAGUUGGAACAGACUAAUGAUGACUUAGAAAGAGCGAAAAGAUCAACAGUUGUAUCAUUAGAAGAUUUUGAGUCACGGUUAAAUCAGGCCAUAGAAAGAAAUGCAUUUUUAGAAAGUGAACUUGAUGAAAAGGAGAAUUUAGCCAUAACAGUUCAGCGACUCAAAGAUGAAGCCCGAGAUUUACGACAAGAAUUAGAUGUGAAGCAAGUACCGCGCACGCCCGACAGUAGCAUCUUAGACGGUGCAGGGGAGCAUGGCAGCGAGGACGACGUCAAGAAGCGACCACCCGCGGGCAGCAUGGGCGAUAACAUUGUACACACUGAUCUUGACCUUUCAAAUGUAGACUCUAAUAAAUUAAGUGAGACGAUAACGCCGCCACAUACACCUACGACACCUACAGGGAAAGGUUUACCUCCUUUCACACCAGGUGGCACUCCACUUUCAACGUCGGCGAGGAUUUCAGCGUUAAAUAUUGUCGGUGAUUUAUUACGGAAAGUUGGGCUCUUUCUGCUAAAGAGAGAACAAACUGUCUCUGCCUGGAAGGCCUCUCUCAACAACAUGUUAGAUAUGUUUCCCGGUGUGAGGCGAAGUAUGUCCAAUCCUGAGGCGCUUGAAUCAAAGUUAGCGUCAUGUCGGAACUUUGUGCGAGAUCAGCCGAGAAAUGGCCGCGUCAAUACUCCUAGCCCACUGAAUUCACCCAGGAACGAUUAUGCUAAAUUCCAGGCCAAUCCGCCAUCCAUGAUAAUCUCCCUCAAGUAGAAUAAAAGCCAAACGUUUAAACCGAGGGGGAAGUGCUCAAGGUCCUGCCACUCAGUCUGGUCUAGUGAAAGUGACCAUCUAAAGACUUUACCAAAGACGAUUCUAAGACACUGCAUUUUAUUCAGUCACUCUUCAACGAUAAAUGAUUGACCCAUAUUCUGGAAGUAACAUGAUGGAUGUGAAUAUGAUGAUUCUGUGAUGGACUAGCCCAUGACAAGAGAGGAUUAGGGGAGAAUAUAAGAGCAAGACUUUGACACUGGGGCAAAUGUUCACAUUUUUGCCGAAUUUGUUCUUUGCUCUUGUUCUGCCCAGGUGUCAAUGGUGUACAACCAGUUUUCUUGUCUCAUGCGAUAGCCCAGUUGGUCAUCUUUGGGAGAAACAGUGACAAAGACACAAAAAUGGACUAAUGUUGUGCAAUACUAGAGAUGUAGUCGGCAGUUGAUGGGCACAAGUUGAAAUGGUCUUAUUGGUGUUGCCUACCAGUAGCUGGCAGUCCCAACGCUCUCAGCUUCAGUGUCUUCAUUCUUUGAAAAACAUUGCAGUCCGUAGAAAGUGAAUAAUUUAGUUGUGCAUUGAUUAUCAAGUAUCCUAUGGGUUGUGCCUUGAUGUGUUCUGCCAAAAUCCUGUGAACAUGGUUAGCUGAUGCCUUCGUUCUGACUGGCUCAUGUUCUGCUUGUUGGUCACAUGGAGAAAGUAUAAAAGGAAAGGCUGACUUUGCCAUCGCUGAUCUCAUAAUCAUGGGAUCACUGGGGGUUUUCAAAGAAGAUAUUUUUCUAUGGGUAUAUCUUGUUUUCCAACUAAUUUGGGGUUUUCUGUUUUCUAAAUGAGGGGAAGCAAACACUGUUACACAGACAUUACAGUAACAUAGCUUGCCAAGUAUGUGAAAUAAACCAUUGUCUCCCAAUCCAUUAUGAUAAGUCUUUAAAUCAGUCUCAUUUAAUAGCCUUUUCUGUCUUUUGUGUCCUUUGCUAUUUUUUCCAGAACACCAGCCACCAUGCCAAAAUAAUCUGUUUAAUAAAUGGCAUUCCAACAAUUUUGAAGUUAGGUGAUGGUCAGUGUGCACAUGUAAAUUCCUUUAUCAUGAAUCAUCAUUUUAAAACAGAAUGCUAAAAAAUAUCGGUCAAAAAUUGGUAAAAAUUUGAAAUCUCAAAAUAAUGAAAUUUUCAUUGUAUAUAGAAACGUGUGAUUGAAACAACUCCACCAAAUGUUGUUAGGUUUGAGGGUCUUGUUCUGUUGUUAAGUAAAGCAUUGUGUAUUUGGCAAGUGCAGUCAGAGCAACCAAAUAUGUUCUAAACAAUGAAUGAAGUUCUGUUUAAAAGGUAUAAAUGUACAUGUACAAAACUGAAUGUUGUGAUUGUCUCAAUUGUCCUGACUGGCAAAUGUUAAACAGACAGGAUACAUUGCUUGGCGCUGUUAACCCCAAUUGAAGUGAAAAGUAUUGUCAAAUACAUAGUUUAGAAAUCCCACAGGGUCUUUACUUGUGAUUCAAAGCAUUGGAUAAACACAUUCACUGUAAAUAAUGAUAAUUAUAUGUCUAUAUGUAGUAAUGAAAUGUACGUAACUUAAUUUUCAGUACUUUAGUGUGCUGUAGUAGUUUUAACAUAGAUCUUUUCAUUGAGACCUUCCUUGAGCCUUCACCAUAAGAAAGGUGUGAGGAGUCAAAUGUACAAGUGACCGUUAUCCAAAUAUAGAUCUACCAGGUCUUUGAAAUCUCUAUUUCUAUGGCCAAAGGUUGGGCAACGUCUCAAUGGUAAAGAUAGUGGACAUUCUGUUUAAUGAUAUGCCAGGCCAUUAUCAUCUCCCAGGUCAACUGUGGCUGAGAGAACCGCCCAAUUUUCUGUAGACAUACUGUCAUGUUUUUAAAGGUGCCCAGAAAUUCAAUACUUCAUUUUCCUCUUUGGAGGCAACUUUGUCUCACUUGACUCCUAUGUGAGAUUCAAGACUUCAUUUAAGAUUUACAUGAUUUUGUUUCCUCAGUGCAGUAUCAAUUCAAAUGAUUCAUGUGGUUGGUACUGAUGUGAAGUGCUUCGUCCUGAUAUUGUUUUGUUCUAGACCAGAUUGAACCGGAUAUAUCAAUGGUUGUUUAUGUCCUCAUUCACCUAACAAAAUUUUAGCUCCAGGUUUAUAUGAAAGUGAUAGAUGAAUUCAGUGACAUCUUCUCCUUUGAUUGUUAUGAACACAUCACUGAUAUGGCUGAAAACCAUGAUAAUACAAUACAGUACAUAUUGGCAUCUUAUCAUCUUUUAACUUGUAUAGAGGUGACAACUUUUAACAAUUUAAUUCCUGGGGAACAUUUUAUAGAGGACUAUGAAUGUGAAGAUUUUUUCAAAAUAAAUUAUUAUUUCAUUACUAAAA